ACGGCUUGAAUUAUUGACGCUUGGUGGCCUUGAGUGACCCGAAAAUUGAAGAUGAAGACUGAAAGUGUGGUUAAUUUGUCGUAUAUACUCAGAUCGAAAAAGAUGUUCUUCUUUGUAGUUUUAUUGUUUAUAUGGAAAAUAGAAGAAGCGAGUCAGUCAGAACUUUAUCCUGUACCCCAGCAUCAUGUUCAACCUCGCAGUAGUGGCUCAUCCUUUGUGGAUGAUGCAACCGACGAGCUCUUCGGAUUGUUGCUUGCCCCUCUAGGAAGCAAACGAAGUAAUAGCAGGAGUAAGAAGAAUAAUCACAACUGGUCCAAGCUAUUCGGAGGUGGCGGUCAACAUUCUUCCCAUAAAGGAUCGUAUCAUAGACAACCAAACUAUCAUCGUGCCAGUUAUUCGUCGUACGAUCAACAGCGUUAUGCACCUUCGUCUGAAUACCUGAGUUAUGGUUAUCCUCCUACUACCACUCAUAAAAAGUCUACAAGCUAUCCCUAUCCUACAUCUAAUGGUUACAAACAUCAUGUAUCGUCAUACGGUGGACAUAAUCAUCAUCCAAGUUAUUCAUCUGGCGACCACAAUAAGCAUCAUUUGAGCUCUUCCUAUCCUCCGUCAAGUGGUUACAAACAUUCUUAUUCAUCUUCAGGUGGACAAAGCCAUUAUCCAAGUUAUUCUUAUACCCAAUAUGGCAACCAUUAUAAGCAUCCCCCACCCCCUAAAAGGCAUUAUGAAGGCGGUCUUCAAAAUUACGAACAUUAUCCAAGCUACCCUCCAUCUUAUCCCCCACCAUAUGGCUAUCCGUAUGGUUAUCCAGCGUAUGCGAAUAUAACAAUGCAUUCUCAAGGAAAUGCAACAAACGCCACAACUUAUCAUUCUCCACCGCCUUAUUAUCCUUACAUUUACCCUCCCCAUCAUAAAUACCCUCCACCUCACAAGCCAAGUCACUAUGGACCUAAAAAACCCAAAUACGCGGAAAUUGACACGCAUCUGAACUUGCCUCCUGUUAAAUUCAGGCUUCAUCUUCGCCCAAAUAUCAAAAUAUUUACAAACACGACAGACCCAUUGGAGAAAAAGCCAGAUGAUGAAGAAGACCUGCCAUAUCCCCCACCAGAAAGAGAACCUCCAAAGAAGUAUCCUCCUUACCCUUAUCAUUCUCAACAUCACGCACAUCACUAUCCCUCUCCACACAAUACCCAUCACUAUCCCUCUCCACAUAAUACCCAUCACUAUCCCUCUCCACACCAUUAUCCUCCACCACCACCUUAUCCUCCACCAACCUAUCCACCACCAACACCGUCACAUGGUAAAAUCCACUAUGAACCAAAUUUUGCAAUAAAGUUUGACCCCCAAGUAAUUACUACUCCUGCCCCUCUUAAUGACACGUAUACCCCAAUACCUGGAUAUGCUGGAUAUCCGUAUCAUCUUCCCCCACCUGGAUACCCUCCUUAUGGCUAUCCACCACCCAGUUAUGGACAUCACGCACACCACCCUCAAGAACGUUCUUACAACCAAGAUUAUUCCUAUCCAAACUAUGCUAAUCACCGCUAUGAUACACCUCCUCCAUAUCCUUAUCCACCUUAUUAUGGUCAUCACCAUUCUGGCUACGGAGCAACCUAUGAAAAGCCAAAAGAGAAAACCACUACUACUUCAACUACAACCACAACCACAACUACAACUACUCGCCGACCAACAAGAAGAACAACGACUCGGAGAACUACUACUACUAGACGACCUACAACUACUACUAGAAGACGAACAACCACGACCAGAAGACCAACAAGUACCACUACACGACCUACAACCACUACAAGAAGACCGACAAGUACCACUACUCGACUUACAACCACGACUAGAAGAUCAACAAAUACCAUUACACGACCUACAACCACGACUAGGAGACCAAUAACUACUACAACACGUAGAACAACUGCUCGUCCAACACUAAGAUUUACCACAACCACUAGAACUCCACGAUCUACUAGCACUUCUUCGUUUAGUACCACGACAAAAUUUGCUUUUUCGACAACUUCCACAUCUUCGUCGAGCACCCAAAGUCUUGGCGAAGGUGUCAUAACUACCACGACAUCAAUUAUCAGUAGAGUUGAAGAAUUCAGUGAAACUACAACGUCGUUUUCUAGUUUCUCUACAAUAAACCCCAGCCGUACUUCUAUGGACGUAACAGCAACCCAGAUUAAAACUUCAUUGCCAUCUCUAGAUUCUUCGUCCAAAAUUGACGAGAAUUCUGAUAUAGAAAUUAAAAUAAACCCAUCCCGAACCCAGCCAGCAGAGACGUCUUGUGACUCUACACUUCUUGACCACCAAACUGUUACAAAUGCUAUAAAGAAAAAUGUCAGAAAUAUGGGGGAAAAGCAAUCUGUAUCAACCUCAUCAGUAAAAUUUGGUAAUACAUUCGGUCCAGAAAUUGUUGGCAAGUCUUCCCGUUUGCCAAAUAUGCCACUUUUUUCUACCCAAACUGUAACUGUGACGGUGACAGAAAUUCUGCCAAGUAUUGGCUCAACCGACACUAAUAGCGCAGACCAGUUUAAACCAGCAGUCACAAAAACAGAAAUAAUUAUACAGCCUACGAUGACAAAUAUGACGAUUUCAAAUAACCUAGAAAUCACCAAGAAUUUGAAAACAAGAAAUGAUACAACGAACGUUACUGCAAGCAGUUCCCAAAAAGAAAUAUCAAUGAUGUCCCACGACGUUCUCAAAGGUGCAGUUUCGAAUACCAACUGCAACGAAAAUUCGAUUGACUCUAAUUCCAUAAAGGAAGAUAAGACAGAGUCUGUACAAACAGAGACAAUGACGAGAAAUCCUGUGAACAUGUUAGACGAAACUAAAGAUAAUACAGAGAACACAUUGACUUAUUCCAUUGUAAAACCUCAUCCCCGUCGCCUUGUCAAUGAAUACGACGAAGUUAUUCCACCAACUCUAAUUUCUCCUGAUCUUUUGUGA
Messenger RNA from Limulus polyphemus (Atlantic horseshoe crab), 2955 nucleotides. RefSeq names its product flocculation protein FLO11-like. Lineage: Eukaryota; Metazoa; Arthropoda; Merostomata; Xiphosura; Limulidae. The coding region runs from base 52 to 2955 and encodes 967 amino acids. The transcript is spliced from 3 exons. Gene Ontology annotation, cellular component: actin filament; cytoplasm. The record is from RefSeq and is a predicted model, not a curated record. Gene Ontology annotation, molecular function: microtubule binding; actin binding. Gene Ontology annotation, biological process: actin filament polymerization.